This is a messenger RNA of Bicyclus anynana (squinting bush brown), 1010 nucleotides long. It is a transcript of the gene Spf30, whose product is annotated as survival of motor neuron-related-splicing factor 30. Bases 194 to 907 code for a protein of 237 amino acids. Lineage: Eukaryota; Metazoa; Arthropoda; Insecta; Lepidoptera; Nymphalidae. Gene Ontology annotation, biological process: regulation of alternative mRNA splicing, via spliceosome. Gene Ontology annotation, cellular component: nucleus; precatalytic spliceosome. The transcript has 4 exons. The record is from RefSeq and is a predicted model, not a curated record. Gene Ontology annotation, molecular function: RNA binding.
UUUAAUUUUGUCAUUGGCUUGGCUCAUUGUCAUUGGUGAUUUUGUGGUUUUUUUCUGAUUUCUUCACUAAUUUCUGUAUUUCUCUUGUUGAUUAGUAUUUCUAAUUUUUUAUUGUAAAGUAAAGCAAUCUACUCUUGUUUUAAUGACUAAUUUGUAAAUGUGUUAAAACUACAAAGGAAACUUACAUGUAAAUAUGGCCGAUGAUCUAAGGAAUUAUAAACUUCAACUACAGCAGGUGGAAGCAGCAUUACUAACGGAUCCGCAAAAUGAAGAACUGUUAAAGCUGAAAACGGAUUUAGAAGAAGUAAUUGAGUUGACACGCGAUCUUAUAAAAACUCAGGAGGGUGAAUCCAAAGUUCAUAUUCAUAGUUCUAGUAAUGAUGAUGAUGUUGCAGCUUCCCUGUUGGCUGCGGAGGAUGGUGAUAUCGUUGAGGCGGAGCCCAAGUUCCGGAUAGGUGAAAAAUGCUUAGCCAAGUGGAAGGCAGAUAAUGAAUUUUAUGAAGCCACAGUGGAAGAGAUUAGUGAAUGUAAUCUCAAAGUAAAGUUUGAUGGCUACACCACAUUAGAAGUUGUCUCCAUUUUAGAUGUCAAAUCACUGGGAUCAGGGACAAAACGACCACUUGGCGGUGAUGAUAAACAUGGCAAGGGCUACAAUAGAGAGUAUUUAAAAAAGAAAAAACAAAAGAAGCAACAAAGAUUUAAACAAAUUGAAGAAGAAAGAGAGAGUGAAAAGAAUAAAUGGCUGUCAUUUCAUACUAAAGCCGCCAAGAAACCUGGAGUUCGAACAAAGAGUAUAUUUGCGUCACCUGAUAAUUUGACUGGUCGAGUUGGAAUCGGUACCUGUGGUAUUUCAGGAAAACCAAUGACUGAGUAUACACCUGGAGAAAAGUGGAAAAAGGGCGCAUAGUUCGAUUUACAAUAAUUUAAUUUAGUGUAAUUUUAGGAUAAGUUAGUGUAAUAUUUUGACCUAUUACUGAAAUUAAUGACUUAAUAAAUUUUUAGUAAUAAAA